AUGCGAAGCAUUUUUCGCGCGGCAUUGGCGUUCCUCGGAGUUAGGGUUCAAGGCCAAGUAGGACUCGAUGGGCAAAGUGUGGUGGGCGUUCCGGAUGCUUCCAUUGCGGCUCCAGACAGCGUUCUUGGUGCAGCAAGUGCGGCGGUGGGUUCGGACAAAGUCGCGGACAUGAUCGCGCGGUCGAAGCAGUUGGGAUCGGGUGCGAAGGCGGGCGACCCGCACUCGUUGGUGAACAAGUUGCAGGAUGCGAUUUCGCGUGCGAGGUUGGCGCGAUCGAGCGACCUGUCGUACGAGCAGAUGGAGCAGGUGGUGAGUGACACGAACGAGGAGUUGCAGCGACUGGAGGAGCAGGACAAGUUGAACAAAGUGCAGGACGCGUUGGCGCGGGCGCGGGUGGCGCACAGUAGCGCGCCGGCGGUGGACCCUGCGGACGAGGCGAGCAGUAUGUUGGGGGCUUUGCGACAGGCGGGUGCGGCGCAGGCUAGCCCAGAGUUGAAGCAGAACCUGGCGUUGGGUGCGCAAAUCGAGGGGUUGAAUGCGAACAUUGCGAAGUUGAAGGACGUGGAAGCACGUGCGGCGGCGUUGGAGGCGCAUGCGUCGGAGGCGCAGCGUAGCGAGGAGGCGGUGCAGGAGACGGACGAUGCGUUGGCAGCGUUGAAGACAGCGUUGCAGCAGGCGCAGAACUUGGAGCAGGAGCAGAAGUUGAUGACUUCGGGUGAGCCGGCGGAGAAACCGGAGUUUGGGCCGUCGGCGGUGGAAGCGGAGGAGGCGCAAUUGUUGGGUGGCGAGACGGCGGAGGUGUUGGGCGACCUGGCGGCGGAGCAAGAGGAGGAGAAGCAGGUGACGAGUGGGGACAAUCCGGCGGACCUGAUGACGAACAUUUCGCCCCACGACACGGCCGAACAGGGUACGUUGGAGACGGCGAUUCAGGUGAUUCGGAGUGCGGCGACGGACCCGCGGGACGCGACGGAGAAGUUGAUAGAGUUGAUGCGGGCGGAGGGGGACAAACUGGAGAGUUUGGGUGACAAGGUGAAGGCCUUGGCGCAGGCUAAGGACGAGUUUGUGGCGCAGUCUGUGCGAAUUUUGCGGGACGCGGAGAACAGUUCGGGACGCGCCAAUGCGGAGGCGGACGUGGCGAACGAGUUGAACGCGGAGGCGGGUGCGCGGCUGGAGCAGCUGGCGCAGGGGGCGCAGACGGGGGUGCCGGGGCUGGGUGCAAGUGCGGCAGGCCGAGGCACGAAGGCGGUAAUGGCACAGGCGGAGAAGGCGAGUCAGCGGGCGCAGUUGGAGAGUCGGUCAGCGCAGGAGUUGGCGGCGAGUGCGGAGCAUCUGAGUGCGCGGGCGACGGAGAUGGCUGAUUCGGUGGAGGAGCAGACGCAGAUGAUGGAGGAGUUUCUGGGUAAUAUCAAGAUGAUAUCGCAGAACGCGUUGGAUGAGGCGCACAGGACGGCGACAGCGGAGGGGUGGGUGGGUCGUGUGGAGGAGCAGCGGGACGGGAUUUUGGCGGAGGCGGCGACGUAUGAGAGCAUGAUCAAGGACAUGCAAGCGGACGUGCCGCGGGAGUUGAGUUUGGGUGAUCGUUUGCAGGUGUUUGCGGACCAGACGGUGAAGAACAUGGCGGGGUUGCGGAAGGAAGCGGGUUGCGAAGAAGGGCACCAGGCGGCGCACGAGAAGGAGUUUGCGGCGGUGACGGGUGAGAGUGCGAAGCAUAUUCCCCAUGAGUGUACGGAAGAGACCUGUGAGGAGGAGGAUCCAUGCGAAUCUAACUGUCCGGAUUCCACGCCCGCACCGGCUCUGCCGCCGGUGCAUGAGGUAGAUCCAUGUGACCAGGCGCUUAAGGACGCUAAGUCACGUCUGGUAGACAACUGGUCAGAGAAGGACCUGACGAGCGGCACGUACCAGCUGCCGAACUAUCUCCGGCUGAAAAACGUGUGGAAAGAGUGGGCUGCCGACAAGGCGGGCAGCGCAGGCGCCAGGCUGGCCGAUCUGCGCUACCUCAUCGGAAUCGGACUCACGAGUGUGGACAGUGAACUGGGAAUGGCGAUUUUAGACCGCGUGAUAGACUACAACCUACGGAUGACCGCGGAGCCCCGCAGUCCGGAACUGGACUUGACCACGCAAGAAAUGAUUGAUUUGCUCAAAUAUGCCCUGGACAUCUUGCUACCAACAGAGAGUUACUAUGAGAAUUUCUUGUCAUUAUGGGCGAUCCAAAACAAGCUAGUCGCUAGUCUGCGCACUGGGGAGAAUGGACUAAGCGAGAAAGUACGGAUCGACAAAGGAGCGAGCGAGAAAAAUAUACUAAGAUCCAUGUACUCGUCCUGGAGAAGGAUCCGGGGCCUAGAAGUUGAAUUAGCUUGUAUGACUGUUGAAAGGUAUUAUUAUAUAACCAUCGCUUGUUACGAAGUGUGUGUUGGAAGGAGGUGGCAUAGGCCAUUUCCUGAAGAUUUAAUUGCAAAAUGUUCUUACCUAAUUGAGGAUUUCGUUCAACGGAAUGGUCUUCGAUGUGCAUAUUUGCCUCUGUUGCUUAGCGAGCAAGAUACGCCAGAAGGUGAGAAUGAAUUGGUAGGAAAGAAGCCUAUGAUUAGGGACAGAGACAUCGUUAAUAUUGUUGCAGCAAAUGAGAUUUUAUCUUCAUUAGAGAUCCGUGCUCUUAUUUCUGAGUUACAGGCGUUGCGGAUCGCUGCAGUAAUUGAUCGUGAUUCUGUACAUCUGGAUAGUUUAGGUUAUUAUUUCAAAGCAGAUCCUGCCAGCGCAAUUCAUCAGGCGUUUGAUACCUUGGAUUUCAUGUCGUGGCAAACUAGUGAUCCAGACAGCGAGAAGAGUAUUAAGUGGGCACUGGUUCGAUAUUGUGAGUUGUUAUCAAUUCGUUGUAGUCCAACUCAGGUUGAAGACUUGUGGAAUUUUCUAAUUCAAAAUCCGAAUGGUUCAGUUGAGGAGUUUGAGUUCGUGGACCUCAGGAGGCUUAAUGAAGUGGUCCGAAGUCUGAUAUGUGCGUUACAAGAUUAUGAAGAGGCUUUGCAGAUUUUAUUGGAACAGUUGUUUUUCCAGGAUGAGGUGUUCUGUCGGGCAUUGGUAUUGAGAGGUAUAUAUUGGCCUGCAUUGAUAUCAGCUGUAGAUCAUUUGAAAAGCUUGGAUGGGAAAGGAUAUCGUGGAUCACGAUUUUGUAAUAGACUUCGGGAUCUUGCUGCAUAUUAUUCAGAGUGCGAAAGAUUACACCCAAAGAUGUACUCCCAUCCUUUGUUAUACAAAUUAUUACCUGAACAGCCAGAGAUGUUUCCAGGACACAUGAUUGUAUGCGAAAAAUUAUUAGAGAUGGGACUUAACCUUAACAGCGACAUUAUUGAAAACACGUUACCUCGUAAUCCAAUGUUUAUUGGCCCAUCUCAUGGCGAUAUAGACGAGGCGGUAGCACGAGGUCUAGAACGAGCUAUAUGUCUCGCUUUAGAUGAGAUAGGUAACUACUCAUUCCCCGGAGUACCUGAUGACUUUUGUUCCGAGAGUAAUCUGCCAAUGUUUCUGAGACCAACGAUAGAAAAAAUAUCUACAGCAAAUGGUGUUGUGUGCAUGGUGAUCCCGAACGAUCGACACCCGGUACCGUCUUCGAUAAAUGAGUAUAUGAAGACUUCUGCCAUGUCGACAAAAUUAGAACAGAGGUGUGUAGAGAAGAUACAACAAUUACUCAAACAAGGCAGUACGGCCCGGCUUGAGGUAAUUUUCUUGCUUACCGUAUUCAGUGGAUUACGACGCCAGGUAAAGGAACGGUAUUUUUGUGCUAUAACUGCACAAGCAAUGUGCGCUAAUUCACCUGACUGGUACAGUACCUUGAAUGGCCUCUUAAUAAUCGCAAACGGCACUGGCGGACUCGUGGAAGGAUUGGGCGACGCCGCUGUUCUGGAGCGUCGAGAGAAUGGCACUCUAGAAAAGAACGUUGUGGACAGUUUUGCCCACCGGGCAUAUCGCCAUGGUGAGGGGAUGGAGGAGGUAUAUGCCGUCUUCGACUAUUGGUCGCAAGUGGCUUCAGACGUCUGGGGCCCAGAAUGUCGGCUGUGGUCGCAUCUUUUGUAUGACCUUCGAUACAAUAGUGAUUUGGGUCCUAACGGGAUCCAGUCGUCGCCCUGGUAUGAUGAAGCGCUACAAUAUCUGUGCAAACGUCCGUGCGAGAAGUUUCCGAUUGCGGAACAAAUAGUUCUACACUACGUUGACCUAAAAGAUCGGUUGGUGGUUAACGCCUUAAUCAGAGGCCUUGAAUCACACAUCUCUGCGAGGCUGACGCGCCAAGUCGAGACAUUCCUUCGCAUUGACGGAACCGACCAAGUGGGUGCCGACACAAUCAGCUCCGAUGAGGAGGAAGAACGGAGCGAUGCCUUCGCGUCGCCGCCGGAAUGUUCCACUAGCAGCGCGCCUCUGUUGGCGUUCACGGCCGAGCUGCGGAACACGGCUUUGGGGAAGCAGCCGGAAGCGCUGGCGGCCAAACGAUCUACCGAGUCCAGCCAGGAGUCGUUUCAGAGCGCCGAGUAUGUGACGCCCCCGGCCCUCGGCACGAAAAGUCGCGGCCGGGCCAAUGCAGGACGCCGCAACUGA
Messenger RNA from Gregarina niphandrodes, 4581 nucleotides. RefSeq lists its product as hypothetical. The record is from RefSeq and is a predicted model, not a curated record. The coding region runs from base 1 to 4581 and encodes 1526 amino acids. The transcript is spliced from 6 exons. NCBI's taxonomy places the organism in Eukaryota, Apicomplexa, Conoidasida, Eugregarinorida, Gregarinidae.